AUGUUUCGUAGACGAUUUCGAAUGAGCCGAAAUUUGUUUCUACGAAUUCCCAAUGCUGUUAAAGGCCAUGUCAACUAUUUUGUGCAACAGAAGGAUAGAAUCGGUAGACUGGGCUUAUCUACUUUACAAAAAGUUACAGCGGCGUUUCGAGUUUUGGCGUAUGGAAUACCAGCAGAUGCAGCAGAUGAAUAUAUCCAGAUUGGAGAAUCAACUACAAUUGAAAGGAUGCUUGGGAGUUUAGAUUGCAUGCACUGGACAUGGAAAAAUUGUCCAAUUGCCUGGGCUGGACAAUAUGCUGGGAGGAGUAGAGAACCAACUAUUAUUCUUGAAGCUGUAGCCGAUUAUGAUUUGCGAAUUUGGCAUGCACAUUUUGGUAUGCCGGGAUCGAAUAACGACAUUAAUGUGUUGGAGGCAUCUUAUUUGUUUUCAAAUCUUGCAAACGAUAUAUCACCUCCUUGUCAUUAUGUUAUUCAAGGACAACAGUACAACACUGGAUAUUAUUUAGUAGAUGGUAUAUAUCCAAAAUGGUCCACAUUGGUACAAACAAUUCAUGAACCUCGAGGGCCCAAAAAGAAGUUAUUUGCGAUGAUGCAGGAAGCGUGUAGAAAAGACGUAAAACAUGCAUUUGGAGUUCUCCAAUCAUGA
Messenger RNA from Ipomoea nil (Japanese morning glory), 645 nucleotides. RefSeq lists its product as uncharacterized. Bases 1 to 645 code for a protein of 214 amino acids. The record is from RefSeq and is a predicted model, not a curated record. Lineage: Eukaryota; Viridiplantae; Streptophyta; Magnoliopsida; Solanales; Convolvulaceae. The transcript is spliced from 2 exons.